AUGUCUGACCAACCCAUCCUAACGACCUACCACGGCAAAACCGCCAUAAUAACUCUCAAUGUACCAAAGAAACUUAACGCUCUGGGUGCCGAUGAAUACUACCAGCUCGCACGCGCCAUGAAUGAAGUCGCAGCCAGAGAUGACAUCUACAUCACCAUCCUAACAGGCAAGGGACGUUUCUUCAGCGCCGGCGCAGACGUAACCUUUGGCUCCAAAACCGACCACAGUGCCAUCGACGAAAGACACCAGUACCUAAAGUCCUUUGUGUCCAACAACCUACACAUAACACAUGCAUUCUACACGCAUCCCAAGAUCCUCAUCACAGCCCUAAACGGCCCAGCUGUCGGGCUCAGCGCUGCGUUGAUCGCGUUCUCGGAUUUCAUCUACGCUGCGCCACACACCUUCCUCCUCACACCCUUCUCCUCCCUCGGUCUCGUAGCAGAAGGAAAUGCCAGCAUAGGCUUCGUCCGACGCCUCGGCAUUUCAAAGGCGAACGAGGCGCUCAUCAUGUCAAAACGCAUUACGUGUGACGAACUAGUGGCUACGGGAUUCGUGAACAAAGUCAUUGAAGCUGGAGUUGAUGUCAAGAGCGAACAAUACAGUGGGAAGUUUCUGGGCGAGGUCAGGAAGGAGGUUGAGGAGAGACUGGGCGAUCAUCUCAACAGCGAGAGUUUGGUGUUGAUAAAGGAGUUGAUUCAGAAACCAAUGAGGGAGGCGUUGGAUCGCCAGGGUGUGGAAGAGGUUAUGGGUGGGUUGCAGAGAUUUUUGAAGGGCGUGCCACAGAAGGAGUUUGCGAGACUCGCGAGUGGAGAGAAGAAGCACAAGCUGUAG
Messenger RNA from Alternaria burnsii, 831 nucleotides. RefSeq names its product peroxisomal-enoyl-isomeras-like protein. The transcript has a single exon. Gene Ontology annotation, cellular component: peroxisomal matrix. Bases 1 to 831 code for a protein of 276 amino acids. The record is from RefSeq and is a predicted model, not a curated record. Lineage: Eukaryota; Fungi; Ascomycota; Dothideomycetes; Pleosporales; Pleosporaceae. Gene Ontology annotation, biological process: fatty acid beta-oxidation.